Molecule: messenger RNA, 999 nt
Organism: Syzygium oleosum
Lineage: Eukaryota; Viridiplantae; Streptophyta; Magnoliopsida; Myrtales; Myrtaceae
Exons: 1
Coding region: 102-791 (229 amino acids)
Molecular function (GO): acyltransferase activity, transferring groups other than amino-acyl groups
Source: RefSeq, a predicted model, not a curated record
AAAUUCGCCAUCUUUGACCCGGCCAUGACCUCAUCGAUUCCAUCGACUUUGACCUUGAAUUCCCAACUUCUCCGCAGCUUCUUCUACCAUCAUCACCGUGGAUGUCGAUGAAUCUUGAUAUACAAGAAGAACGUCCUUCCUCUCAUCUUUCUCCCAAGGAAGUUUAUCAUCGUCUCGUCGACGACAUCAACGCCCAUUCACUACACUCCAUCUUUCCAAUGGACGAGCAGGAGCAGCACACCAUCCCCGCCUCAGGCGGCGGCAGCGGCAGCGGCAGCGGCGGCGGAGUCUCCCUCCGUCCUCUGCAACUCUCCGACGUGGACGACUUCAUGGUGUGGGCCUCCGACCCGGACGUGGCCCGGUUCUGCAGGUGGGAGCCCUACACGAGCCGCGACGACGCCCUGGCCUACAUCGCCGGCACCGUCCUCCCCCACCCGUACUUCAUGGCCAUCUGCCUCGACGGCAGGCCGGUCGGGGCCGUCACUGUGACGCGGAACGAGGCCGCGAGCGAGGCUUGCCGGGGGGAGCUGGGCUACGUGCUGGGCUCGGCCUGCUGGGGGAGGGGGAUCGUGACGGAGGCGGUGAGGAUGGCGGUGGCGGAGGUGUUCGGCGGGGGGAGGCCGGAGCUGGAGAGGGUGGAGGCGGUGGUGGACGUGGAGAACAAGGCGUCGCAGAGGGUGCUGGAGAAGGCCGGGUUCAGGAGGGAGGGGGUGCUGAGGAAGUACUACGUGCUCAAGGGGAGGACCAGGGAUGCGUUCAUGUUCAGUCGUCUCUCUACUGAUACUGAUUGAUGAUUCUUGAAGUUUAUUCAGCAUGAAUGUGGCUCCCAUUUGGUUGGGAAACUUCUUACGUAAUCUUGAAUGCAGUGGCUGCGCUGUUGAUUUUGUAAUAAAUUGCUGGAUUGGAUCGAUUGCAUUUGAAAAUUUGGCAGCUCGGUUCCUCUGUUUUCCAACAUUAUCAUAGACUUUUACUUCGUGAACAACUAGAUCGGCUCACCCA